CGUCUGCACGGCUCGGUCGGAGCCAUUUUGAAUUGAGCGAGUUUAGCCCAGGAGUUGUACGGAAGGCCUGGAGUUGUUACAUGCGAGCAAAAAAAUUGGAUUUUCUCGGACCAAGAGCGGCCCUCGAGCCGCCAUAUGGACGGAGAUGGUUUCAUAAAUCAGCGAUGGAGGGGGAAGAGUCCGGUCGGGCCCCGUAGUGUGCGAUCGGGGCCGUAUUUUACGCGCUGUAGUCUGUGAGUUUUUUUUUCAUCUCUCUGUUUGAGUGUCUGCAGUAUGGAAAUGCCAUUUGUGUGGCUAGGAGGGUGCUUGUACACGCUUCUGUUGUACUUCACUCUCUCGGCUUCCAGCGAGUUGGACGUGCCAGGAUCCAGUCCUUACACUGUGCAUCUGGAAAAUUCAACUUCUGUAGGAAAAGCAGUGUUCGAUGCCUGGUUAGGCCCCGGGUGGCGGUACCGAUGGGUCCCCGGGCCGGGCACGCACCAAGCCCGCCGCUUCUUCUCACUCGACCCGGUAACCGGCGUGUUGUCUGUAUCGAGGGAACUGGAUUGUUCGCGGUUAUAUCACAACCCUUUUACCGCUCAUAUUGGGGCUAGAACUGCAAAAAUAGCCUCCAAACACGCGUCAGGACGCAAAUCAGCUAGUUUAUUGUCUGAACCUCGCCAUGAAGAGGUUUUUGUUUGGACAGACUUGGACGCCGAGUCCCCGGGCCGGACCCUGGACUCAGUAAUUUCAAGAACUCACGAAGAUGUCGACUACACUUCGAUCCCUGUAGAACUCUGGAUUCACGGAGAAAACUGCAGGUUUAGGCACAGAAAGAACCUAAACCAAGCCUUGCAGUCGUUAGGCGUUCAAACUGUGCAUCUCCAUAGACAUGCAAAUCACCAUGCAAACAAUGCAGUCCAAAAUGGUGCUGCCACAAACUUGUGUCUGUCGGAAAACCAACUUCUGUUUUCCCCUGCUGACUAUGUUCCCAUGAACAUACUACAGUCCUGUCAAGUGUCUUACGACAUCUUAAACUCGUCGUUAAGUCUUGGUCACACCGGUUUUGGUAUAGUCACGAACGAGGCCCUAUGUACGGACGAAGACAACCCUAGUAUUACAGUACAGGUAAUGUUGGACCUUGUAUGCGACGUCGGAAGCGUUCCGAUGUCGUCGCAAAUGCUUCUCCAUGUCAUGUUGGGCCGUCGCGUCCAGCCAGAUUUCGUACCGGUCAGAACGUUGCACCACAUGUUCAAAUUCAGGAGAAAACGCAGCUCGAACUCCUUCCCAAGCUUCGGCCCCAGCCCUGCAUUCGUCGUACAAGUUCCGGAGAAUGAAGACCCAGGUUACGUGGUGACCCUUGUAACGGCCACCGACCCAGACCCGGGCGAAGCAGGGAGGCUACAGUACUCCAUGGUCGCGCUGCAGAACUCGCGCAGUCAGGACCUGUUCAGCAUCGACCCUGCAUCAGGAGAAGUGACCACACAGGAAGUACUGGACCGUGAGGACAUGAAUAGGCAUUUCUUUAGAGUAACGGCACGAGACAACGGGAGCCCGCCGCGCAGCGCAACAGCAACGCUGCAGAUCGACAUCCUCGAUAUGAAUGACCAUGACCCUGAGUUUGAAGAGAACAGCUAUCGCGAGGCUGUGCUCGAAGGGAUUGAGAUCGGCUCCAACGUGCUCACCGUCCGUGCCACGGACCAAGACAUCGGUCCUAACAGCGACAUCCGAUAUUCCAUCAUCAACCCGAGCGGCACCAACACUGCUUUCCAGAUCAGCAGACGUGAUGGCGUCAUUACCACGACUGAAGCUCUGGACCGGGAAACGACGGCGUCAUACCGUCUGGAAGUACGUGCCAGCGACCAGGGCACCCCACCCCGGACUUCAGACGUCGUGGUGACCAUCACAGUAUUGGACGAAAACGACAACGAGCCGCAGUUUGAACAGCAAAGUUACGCUAAGGACGUGCCAGAGAAUGUACGACCAGACACGGUUAUUCAGACAGUCGCAGCGACAGAUCCCGACGAAGGAACGAACUCCCAGAUACGCUACAGUCUCAUUGGUGGAAACUCGCAGGGCCACUUCACCAUCGAUAGUGCCACGGGCGACAUAUCGGUCAUCACAAACCUUGACUUUGAGUCAACGCCUCGAUAUCGUCUGAUUGUGAAAGCACAGGACAGCGGACGUCCGUCUAUGUGGAGCUCGGUGGUUCUCACAGUGAGCGUGAUCGAUGUGAACGAUCACGACCCUCAGUUUGUGAGCACGCCGUUCGAGACGUCCGUGUUUGAGGACGUCCGCGUGGGGUUCUCAGUCAUCCACAUCCAGGCCAUUGAUGCAGAUUCGGGGUCGAAUGCCGAGCUGACUUACAGCCUUGCCAACGUCCCAGCUCGUAUGCCGUUCGAGAUCGACGGCGACACGGGCUGGAUCGUGACAAACGCAGAGCUGGACAGGGAAGCGCACGCCAUAUACGACUUCAACGUGCAGGCGGCAGACCAAGGUAGUCCCGCCAGAACGGCCGCAGCGAGAGUGAGCAUCAAUAUCCUGGAUGUUAACGACAACGCUCCCGUCUUCAACCCGAAGGUGUAUUACAUCAACGUACCGGAGGAUGCAAACCCUGGCACGAGUGUUCUCACCGUCACCGCCAAUGAUGCGGACGAGGUUGGUACGGUCUCCUACCAGAUCACAGGAGGCAACGUGCGCAACAGGUUCAGUAUCACGAGCCAGAACGGCCUCGGCACGAUAAGCGUGGCUCUCCCAUUGGACUACAAGCAGGAGACGCGCUUCGUUCUCACCGUACAGGCGACUGACCGCAUGCUGUCCGACGAUGCACAGGUGUACAUCAACAUCACAGACGCCAACACCCACCGACCAGUGUUCCAACAGUCGCCAUACUCCGUGUACGUAGACGAGGACGUUCCCAUUGGAACAACCAUCCUUGUCGUGUCGGCAACUGACGGGGACGAAGGGGAAAAUGCACGGAUCUCGUAUUCGAUGGACAUCCUCAACGCUUUCGAGAUCGAGCCAAGCACGGGCGCCAUCAAAACGAAGCAACGGUUGGACCACGAGGCACAGGCCAGCUUUGCUGUCAGCGUGACGGCUACAGAUCACGGCGUGCCGUCCAAGUUCGACGAGUCUUAUGUAGACAUCAUCGUGAACGACGUCAACGACAAUGCACCAGUUUUCCUACUGGAAAGUUACUCGGGCUCAGUGAGAGAAGAUUGCAGUAGGGGAACUAGUGUAACGCAGAUCUCGGCGACCGACGCGGAUUCAGGCACCAACGGUCAGAUCCGGUACACCUUCACGGGUGGUGACAACGGAGAAGACGCGUUUGUCAUCGACGAAAGGUCGGGUAUCAUACGUACCGACAAGCGUCUUGACCGUGAGCUGAUACCCGUGUAUAACCUGGUUGCGUACGCAGAGGACCAGGGACAGCCAGAGCAGAAGACUCCGGUAGAUAUCAUUGUAACCAUUGAGGAUGUGAACGACAAUGCACCACAGUUUCCCAGCGACACGAUCGACAUCUACGUGCCAGAAAACCGCGUGGUUGGCUCUGUUGUGGCCAGAAUAACCGCCAAUGACCCAGACGAGGGACAGAACGCGGAGGUGAUGUAUUACAUCACGAAGGGAAACAACCCGGAGCUUUUCCAGUUGGAUAUCUUUUCCGGGGAGCUCGUGACGCUGAUCGACUUGGAUUACGAAGCGCGAAACUUCUAUGAGAUCACGGUCCAAGCCCGCUCCAUGCCCCUGUUCAGCGAGGCCAUCGUGAACAUACACAUUCAGGACGAAAACGACAACAUCCCCGUGUUGCAGGAUUUCGAGAUCGUGUUCAACAACUACCGGAACCACUUCCCGACGGACUACAUCGGCAGGAUCCCCGCGUUCGAUCCUGACGUGUCGGAUCGGUUGGCGUACAGCUUCACGUUUGGGAAUAACGCGAACCUCCUGCACUUGAACCAGUCCACGGGAGAGAUCAAGCUCAGUCCGCAACUGGAUAGCGACCGAGCGUUCGAGGCACAACUAGGGGUGAGCGUCACAGAUGGAAUCAACAAGGUGUCAGCGCAGUGUCUGCUGAAGGUUUCCGUGGUUACGGACGAGAUGCUGUCCAACAGCAUCACAGUCCGCCUGGGCAACAUGACGCAGGAGCUGUUCCUCUCUCCUCGGUACAACCGCUUCGUGGAGGGGCUGGCCGCCAUCUUACAAACACCACAGGACCACAUCCACAUCUUUAACGUACGUGACGACGUAGAUGUGUCACACAAGAUCUUAAAUGUCAGUUUCUCUGCACGGGAUCCUACACAAAUCCGGACGGUGUACUACACCCCGCAGUACCUCCGGGAGCGUGUGUACCUCCGCCGGACGCUCCUUAACCAGCUGACCGCCGCGACCGUUCUACCGUUCGACGACAACGUGUGCCUCAUCGAGCCCUGCCCCAACUACGAGCGCUGCGUGUCCGUGCUCAAGUUCGACAGCACCGCGCCCUUCGUCACCUCGGAUACGGUCCUGUUCCGCGCAAUCCACCCGAUCAAUGGGCUGCGGUGUAAGUGCCCGCUGGGUUUCACGGGAUCGUACUGCGAGACGGAGAUCAAUCUGUGCUACUCCUCCCCUUGCGGCGGCAACGGGAACUGCAUGCGGAAGGAAGGCGGAUACACCUGUGUGUGUAACGAAGAUUACGCAGGAGACAACUGUGAAAUCAACGCCAGAGAAGGGCGCUGUACGGACUACGUGUGUAAGAAUGGCGGGGUCUGCACCAACCUGCUGGUGGGAGGCUUCAGGUGCAACUGUGGGAUGCAGGGAAAUCACGUCACCGACUUCUGCGAGGUCUCCACCCGGAGUUUCCCGCCCAGAUCCUUCCUGACGUUCCCGGCGCUGCAGCAGCGAUUCCGCAUGCAGCUGUCUCUCACUUUUGCUUCCCAGAACCGAAACGCCCUCCUGCUGUACAACGGGCGCUACAACGUGAAGCACGACUAUCUGGCGCUGGAAAUCGUGGACGGACAGAUCAAGUUCUCCUUCUCCACGGGACAGGAGACGACGGUGGUGCAGCCGCACGUCCCGGGGGGCGUGAACGACGGGCAAUGGCACACCGUCACCAUCAACUACAUGAACAAGCCAUGUUCUGCUGAUGAGCCAUGUUCCAACAUCCCCUACGGACCAUCGGACAGGAAGGUGGCUACCGUGAGCAUAGAUGACUGUGACACUGCCAUCGCGGUGAAGUACGGAUCCGUCAUCGGGAACUACAGCUGUGCGGCUCAGGGGGUUCAACUCAGCGGGAAGAAAUCGUUGGACCUUACUGGCCCCAUGAUCAUGGGAGGCCUCCCCAGCCUUGAGGAGCAGUUCCCCGUCAAGAACCGAGACUAUGUGGGCUGCAUCAAGGACUUCUACAUCGACAACAAGUUUGUCGACCUGGCCAGCUACAUGUCCAACAACGGGACCACGGCGGGCUGCCCGGAGCGCCAGCAGUUCUGCACAUCCAACCCCUGUCGGAACGGGGGGACGUGCGAGAACGACUGGGACAGGUUCUACUGUAGCUGCCCCACGGGAUACGGCGGACCCACGUGUAACAGACAGAUGAGGGCCCCGAAGCGUUACUCCGGUAACAGCGUGAUGGACUACAGCGUGUCUAACCUGCCUGUCAUCUCGCUCCCGUGGUACAACGGGCUCAUGUUCCGUACGCGACAGGCCAACGGGCUCAUGAUGAGGAUCAACAUCGGCGACUUCAACGUCAUCAACCUGGAGUUGGUGAAUGGAUUUCUGCAGUACCGUUUCACCCUGGAGACGAUCACCAUGACCAACCGGCGCGUGAACGACGGAGAUUGGCACGCUGUCGAGGUGCGGUGGACGGACUCGGGAGAGCUGGUGGUGGACUUGGACUACGGCGGAUCUGUGAACUCCACCACCAUAGCAGACUGGAUCUCCCAGUUGCGUAUCAGGAAGGUGAAUGUUGGAGGCCUAAAGCAAGGAGCGGGAAACAACAUCGUAGUAGAGAACGGCUUCAGGGGAUGUAUUCAGGGAGUUACUCUGGGGGGAGCGCGUGACCAGCUGGACCCGAACACGGCCACGAGUCACAACGUGGAGGACAACUGUGUGGUGGAUGACCUCUGUGACUCCUCGCCAUGCCCCGCCAACUCCUUCUGUAACGAUGAGUGGGAGAGCUACUCCUGCCAGUGUGAUAUAGGUUACGUCGGUCGCGGGUGCGUGUCUGCAUGUGAGUUGAACCCGUGUGAGCACGGCUCCACGUGUGUGGCCAUGCCGAGUGCCUCGCACGGCUACAGCUGUGAGUGCACUGAUCUCUACCAGGAGCACCACUACCAGCCGAAGGACAGUGAGGUGUGUUACCCGUGUGACUGUUACAUGGAGGGGUCCAACAGCAUGGACUGUGACCAGGAGACCGGGCAGUGCUCGUGUGGAAACGGGGUGAUCGGGCGCAGGUGCGACUCCUGCCAUAACCCCUUCGCUGAGGUCACCGGGAGGAGCUGUGAAGUUAUCUAUGAUGGUUGCCCGAAGUCCUACGCCGAGGGGAAGUGGUGGCCACAGACAAGGUUUGGUCUGACGUCACGAGAGGAGUGUCCGAGCGGUGCCUCAGGUAUAGCAGAACGUCAGUGUUCGGAGGAGACUGGCUGGCUUCCACCCAACAUGUUCAACUGUACCUCCAGAAACUUCAUACCGCUCAAGACUGCUUUGGAAGGACUGAGAGGCAAACUGAGCAGUGAACAGGCACAGAACAUCGCACAGGACCUGAGAAACGCCACGGUGGACACGCCCGAUCUCUAUGGCAACGACUGCUGGAGAGGGAAGCGCAGGAGGGCGGUCUGA
Messenger RNA from Branchiostoma floridae (Florida lancelet), 6789 nucleotides. RefSeq names its product cadherin EGF LAG seven-pass G-type receptor 2-like. The record is from RefSeq and is a predicted model, not a curated record. Lineage: Eukaryota; Metazoa; Chordata; Leptocardii; Amphioxiformes; Branchiostomatidae. Bases 274 to 6789 code for a protein of 2171 amino acids. Gene Ontology annotation, cellular component: plasma membrane. Gene Ontology annotation, biological process: homophilic cell-cell adhesion. Gene Ontology annotation, molecular function: calcium ion binding; G protein-coupled receptor activity. The transcript has 17 exons.